UAAUUCGACAAAAAAUCAAUCAAAAUUAUAAUUUUGACUUAGAAAAAUUGUAUACUUUUUACUUAGUCUAUGUCAUGUUCUACAUUUGAAAAUAUGUCAAGUGUAUGACGUUCCAAUGUAUACUAUUCCAUAAACCAGCUGAAGCAUGUAAACCUUCCUUGACGAUAAAAUGGAUAAAUUGACUGUUGUGUCGGGGAUUCUCUUCUUCGUCGCUGAUGUUUUCGCCUUUGCCAGCCUGGUUCACCCGGAGUGGAUUGUCAGUGAUGUUAAUGGUAACAUGAGACUAGGGCUAACUCAGCACUGUCAGGUUAUCUACGGCCGGCCAGAGAUCUGCACAUUUCCCCGCCCGUCAGUCGAGUGGCUGCUUACACUGAUCCUCAUCUCUCUAGGAAUCUUCUGUCUCACAGUAACCUGCGUCCUGCAACUGAUAUCACAAUGGAAACGUGAUGUUAUCAAGUAUGCCAGAUGGAUCGCAUUCACAGCCAUGACUUUAUUUUGCCUAGCUGCAGUGAUCUUUCCUGUUGGAUUUGCCAUCGAAGAGAUAGGAGGGCAGCCAUACAAACUGCCUAACCAGACGCAAGUCGGCACAUCCUACGUACUCUUUAUACUGGCAAUAUUUUUUACUGUCAUAUCUGAGCUGUUUGCUGGCAAAGUUUGCCUCCCAAUGUUUUGAUAUGGUGGACAGGGAAUGUUAUUCAUUUGGAGCUAUUGUGUAAUACAGGAUGUCACUCUGCACACAAGUUUCUCACCUACACCUGUAGACUGAAAUGUAUACGUUGUAGAUUUUGUUAAUGACUUAAUGAAUUUACACAUUCUACCAGUGAUAACUUUCAAAUAAUGGUUAAAUCAACCUUACACAUGUGUAGUCACUAGAAUGUACAUGAAGUUACUUUCAAAAGAUGCAUUUAAUCUCAAACAGCUGGUUUAUAAUUCAAGCAUGAAAAUGGGUGAGUGAAUAACGAGGUUUUGGUACUUAAUGAAUAAUCUUGAAGGCAAGUGGCAGACAUGUGAAAGACAAGAAAUCGAUGUUCAAUGUAUAAUUGCAAGGAAUGUUCUUGAUAUAUGUCGGCUAGUUACAAAACUGUGCAUCAUUUGGUGACAAAAUGUAAAAAAACCCUAAUUAUUCCGCAAAUCAUGUACAUGUACCUUACUUACUCUUGGAAUGUAGAGUACAACCUGCAUAAUACAUGAGUACUACCUGCAUAAUACAUUUUAUAUUGGGGAACCUGCAGUUUAAAUACACAGCACUCUGAAUGAAAUACAAAGUGAUUUAUAUGCAGGUGAUAGACAUUGCAUCAAAUACUACGAUGUUGAGAGUGUACAGAAGUUGGUUUUGUCAUACAUAGGGCAAAUGGACAAUGUCUGUGUUCAAUUGUAAAACAGUACUUUCUAAAUUCUCCUAUUACACUGGUAUAAUAGGUGUUGUGCCAAAUAUUGUUCUUUUAAUCUGAUAUUCAAAUGUGUUUAUGAAAUAAAUGUAUUGUUAAAAUUUAAA
Messenger RNA from Mya arenaria, 1495 nucleotides. RefSeq lists its product as uncharacterized. The transcript is spliced from 3 exons. Lineage: Eukaryota; Metazoa; Mollusca; Bivalvia; Myida; Myidae. Gene Ontology annotation, biological process: negative regulation of smoothened signaling pathway. The record is from RefSeq and is a predicted model, not a curated record. Gene Ontology annotation, cellular component: ciliary membrane; Golgi apparatus. Bases 170 to 673 code for a protein of 167 amino acids.